GGUUCUGCACAGCGACAUCAAGGCGGAGAACGCCUUGUACGGCGGUUCCGAUGGGAGGACGCUGAAGCUGGCGGAUUUCGGCCUGGCCGUGUACAUCACCCCCAACGAUGGUCCGCUGACUCGCGCCCGAGGGUCGAGAUCCUACAUGGCGCCAGAGAUGCUGGCAGGGGAAGGCUAUGGCUUCCCGGCCGACAUGUGGUCCCUCGGAGUGUUGGUCUACGUGAUCUUGGUGGGGCAGUUCCCGAUCGGGCAGUCCAAGCAGACGAAGUCGGAGUUGACGCGGCAAAUCAUCAAGGCGAACUUCAAGAAACCCUUGUGUCUGGCCAUCACCGUGGCAGUGGUAUGCUUUGUGCCAGUUCUGAAAGUUAGGGCCCCCACCCCUCUGCAGCUCUUUGCGAAGUCGCUGCAAGAAUCGGCGCAAGAAGCAGAUGCUACCGAAGAGGACGCCCCGAUGCUCUUUCCCAUGUACACCGUACCAUCGGAAGCCUUGCUGCAGAUGACAGCAGUCGAGCCCCAUGAAGUGCUAAAGGCUUCUUGGCUGAUAGGACUGAGGGAGUGGAAGAUGAAGGCCAAAGGAGUGCUGGUGAAGUUUGAGGAUAGCAAGGGAAAAGCGGCUUUCAUCUCGCAUCAAUGGGUCGGAGGAGAUCAUCCAGAUCCAGAAUUCAGGCAGUUCUCUAUCCUUCAAGCUGCCUUGAGGAAGCUCUUGACCACGAUGCGGAGCGUUCCCUUGGACUAUGUGUCGGAGGGGGUCGUCGCCUUUGCCAAGAGCUUGAAGACAGAUGUUUUUAAGCGUCCUCGCCCGCAGCUGCUGGGAGGAGUUCUUUUCAUGUCAGCACUGGACAUUGCCAUCUUCUCAGGGCAGACGGAGGCGGUGCGGCUGCUGGUCGCCAGAGGGGCCAAGCUUUCCGGCUUGAUAGACGCAGUGAUCUACUCUGCAAUCAGUGGCAAAGCAGAGUGUAUCCGUAUUCUUCAGGAGCUCCGUCCGGACUACAACGUCAAUCCCCGGAUGUUCUAUGGCGCCGACACGCUCCAAGCUGCUUGUGCUUAUGCGACCAUGGACGUGGUGGAUGAGCUCUUGAAGCAAGAGCGCGUGGCGAAUGACAAGGCGGUGUUGUCGAAGGGGCUAUGUCUUGCUGCCACGAACUGGGGAUGCAGUCCACAGCUUGUGCUGAAACUGGUGGAAUAUGGAGCAGACGUGAACUUCCAGCUGAGAGCGUCCCAUUUUGCACUUUCCUACCAAGUUGUCAGCAAAUAUUUUGCGCUCCGGUAUCGACUAGGUGUUCGUAGCCCCAUAUCGGUGAUGAUGUAUCACCUUGAUGGGCUUACGCCUUUGAUGGCCUGCCUGUUCACAGGACAGUACGAUGGGGCCGCGGCCUUGCUUGCCUCGGGGGCGCGGCCUGAGCUGCGCAACAGCCGGGGCUGGAAUGCUGAGGACGUCAUCAAAGGCCAGACAAUUCCAGGUUGGCUGAAGAAUGGAAUGGCAGGGCAACUGUCAGAUUGCGAAGAUGUCGUGGAGACUGAGCCGGUAAGGCUCAUGAACCUCGCGGGCAAGCUCAAGCGCAGCAUCGCAGCCGAGCAGGGCCGGCUGGAGAUGCGGCGGCGCCUGCAAGGCCAAAGCUCGAACACUGGCUCCUCGAGCGACUUUCACAAGAUCGCCCCCUCCAGCGAGGAGCCACUGACGAACCCCUUGACAGGCAGUCAGUCGGCUCAGGCGGCCCAGGACGAGACGUUAGCCCGACACCUCGCAGUGCAGGUCAAGAGGCUCAAGGUGGUGGAGUUUAUGAGGACUUUGCUGCGACGGAACCCAGAGGUGCGUUGCUCUGCGAGCGAAGCCCUCCAGGCCGAGAUCUUCAUUCAGCAGCAGAGCCAAGAGGUGCUGGACGACGACGAGGGCGACCUCCUGGUGGUGAACCGUCGGCCCCUGAAACGUCAGAAAGAUGGCGAGAAGGAGGGCGACAAGGAGGCGGACAAAGAGGGCGACAAGGGAGCGGCCGACCUGCAGCAGAAUGCCAGCGAAGGAAGCCCUGUCAACCAACAGCGGAAGUCCGACAAGACCAGCCGGGAUCUCUCGUAUCAGCCGGACUCGCCUCGCCACUCCAAGCCGGAGCCCGGGUCCCCGCCGGCCUCGCAGAGCGCGAGGAAGGAGAAG
Symbiodinium necroappetens is the source of this 2149-nucleotide messenger RNA. Lineage: Eukaryota; Dinophyceae; Suessiales; Symbiodiniaceae. The record is from the annotation of a GenBank genome assembly.